AUGGAUAUUAUUCAAGCUUCUUUUCUAAAAGAUAUCUUGUUGUACACAGAGCUGUGUGUAAGUGUUGUAUCCUCUCUUUUCAACGCUUAUGUCACAUACCGGUCGGCAUUUUCCAGCUGUAUUCAUCCCAGUCUGCGGCUGAUUCUCGUAAGUCGUGUUCUUUUUUUUUGAUAAAACUCUUCGUAGAAAGGGGCUUUUGAGGUGAAGAGUACAGAAUCUCUUAUUUUAAAACACCAUUUCUCAUCGUGAGUCGCAACAUUCUGCCUCAUAAAGUGUAAAAAAAUUCAAAUAAUAGGGUAUGUUUACACAUGGCAAUAGAUUAAGCGAAAUGGGGGAGCCUGUCAGAAAAGUAUUUGCAAAAGAGAGUAAAUUUUUAGUGUACUAUUUUCGAAAAAUCUCAGCGCAUAGCACCAUCGAAAAAUCUUAAAUAUAUGUUCCUUUCUUCAAGUAUGGCAUUUUUAUUUCAUUUUUUUCUCAUUUUAUUUUUAUUUAGAGCACCACGAUGGGCAGCUUGGUAAUAAUAAGCCUUACACAUCCGUUCUCCAACCUCGUGCCAAGUGAAUAUUACAGUAUCGAAAAAGGUCAUUACAAAAAUGCCAUUAUUUUUUAUUCCGUAAUGCUUACAAGCCAUUACGCGUAUUUCGUUUUUACCAUCAAAUAUUUCUUGAUCACAUUGGAGAGACGGGCCGCGAUAGGUCACAUUCGGGCGUACGAGAUGUCAGGACCAUGGUUUGGGAGGAAGAUUCUUAAACGUUCGGUAUGUACAGGGGAUGGCAAAGAACGUUUUAUCUUACGGCUUCGGAAAAGAACUGACAAAAAAUCUAGAUAAUAGUAGUUACUGUGUAUAGACCAGCUAAUUUCAUGACUUUUAGGCUAUCUUCUGCUUGUUUGUUCUUCUACUAAACAUGGCUACCCGAUACUGGGUCUUCCGUAAUUCGUCUGUGGAUGUUAUAUUACGGACAGUCAUCGUGCCGGACAAAUGGAUUCCAGGCUAUCUCUUCGCCUACAUGGAGGCCUUUGUUGGUAUGAUCUUUGCAGUCGUUGUAAGUUACGCUCGAAAUUCGAUUGCUUUAGCUCAUGCGGGACAUUGAGAAAAAACUGCAAGUAAAAUGUUUUUGCACGCCGCUGAGCCGGAAAUACGAGAUGCGUCAAACCGUGGCAAUAAUGAACUACCUCAACCGGAUCCUCCAAGCGUUUGCUGCUCUUCUGGUGGCGAUCUUUCCAAUGUUUUCAGUCUUAACCUACCUCUACUUCAAAUUAAAUCAUUCAAGUGAGAGUUUGGUGAUCAUCAUCCUGUUUACGGUAUGGCUGUAAGGUUGAAAAGUUUGUAGUUUUAGACUAUUCACAUAACCGUCCAAUUUUACAACAUUAUCACAGCGUAUUACAUGUACGCGGAGUUUCCACAAGUUCGGCAGUUGAUUGCCAAAGAUAUCUGCUUCAAACAACGUGCAGCAGUUUUGCCGUCCAUUUCUGGCACAGUUGAAGACGUCGAGAUUCACUUUGGGAGCUUGUACAAGAUGUGGAAAUAA
Molecule: messenger RNA, 1529 nt
Organism: Bursaphelenchus xylophilus (pine wood nematode)
Lineage: Eukaryota; Metazoa; Nematoda; Chromadorea; Rhabditida; Aphelenchoididae
Source: the annotation of a GenBank genome assembly